Molecule: messenger RNA, 1776 nt
Organism: Drosophila biarmipes
Lineage: Eukaryota; Metazoa; Arthropoda; Insecta; Diptera; Drosophilidae
Exons: 1
Coding region: 1-1776 (591 amino acids)
Source: RefSeq, a predicted model, not a curated record
AUGGCUCGCUUGGUCAUUUUACUCCUCUCUCUGGGAAUGCAAGUGUAUGCACAGAUCCCGGAUAUCUAUGUUGAAAGCAAAAAUGACAUUGAUGAAGGACUUCUUCACCUUCUUCGAGAACUGCGACAGGAGGAGUUCUAUGACACACUCCUUGUCUACGGAGCGGAUUGUGUUUUCCACCACCACAUCAGGUACUUGGAUGUUCCCACGGUGUUGGUUUCUUCAGGGAGCACCAGCUUUGAUUGGAACUUCAGUAGCUCAACUAUGAUACUAAGUUGUGGCCUUGAAUCGGAAAGAGAAGCCACCUAUCGCACCAUUUUUAAGCUGCAAGUAAACAGACGUCUGAUCUACCUACAAGACGAAAAACACCCUGAAAAUGUUUGUGAUAUGUAUUUCAAAAAAGAACAAUAUAAUGUGGCCAUGUUGCGGAAAGAUUUUGUAAAAUCGAACAUCAUAUACACAUGUCGCUUUUUUAAGGAUCCUAACUUUGAAAAAGUGAGUUUAUCAGACAAGAAACCUGUUUAUAUUGAACAAUUUAAGAAUAUGCAAGGGAGAGCCAUCAGAAUAGUGGCAGAUAUGUUACCCCCUCGUUCCAUGCAGUACUUGGAUGCAAGCAGCGGAGAACUGAAGAUAAAAGGCUAUGUGGCCAAUUUGAUCAACAACUUUGCACUGAAAGUAAAUGCCACCUUGCAGUUGGGCACUUUAGCUCAAAACGAGACCUUAGAAGAGAUAAUAAGAAGGGCCCAGCACGAUGAGCUUGACCUUGGCGUCACUCUGGAGACCUCUUUAUAUUCCACGAGCCUGGACACAGCUAGCUAUCCGUAUCUUCUUACUUCAUACUGUGUAAUGGUUCCGGUUCCAGCAAAGAUCCCCUACAAUCUGGUGUAUGCCUCCAUAGUGGAUCCCCUUGUCUUAGGCAUUAUCAUUUUGCUGUUCUGCCUGCUCUCUACGCUGCUGAUAUAUAGUCAGAAAAUGUCAUGGCAAGAGCUCAGUCUGGCCAACAUAUUGCUUAAUGACAGGAGUCUGCGAGGUCUCUUGGGACAAUCGUUUCCAUUUCCCUCCAAUGCUAACAAGCACUUAAGGCUGAUUUUCUGCAUUCUGUGCUUUGCAAGCAUUAUGAUGUCCACGAUGUACGAGGCUUACCUGCAAUCCUUCUUCACGGAUCCCCCAUCGGGACCUCGCAUUCGUUCCUUCAAGGAGUUCCGAAAGUUUAACCAGAAGAUUGCAAUCACCGAAAUUGAGUAUAGACGUCUAAUGAACCUAAACCACUCACUCCUUGGUGAAAUUCACAAAAGCGUCUUUACAAUAUUUGACGAUUGGCAGGAGUGCUUUAGACUGCGUGACUCCUUCAAUCGGAAUUACAGCUACUUGGUGACAUGGGAUCGAUGGAGUGCCUAUGAGGAGCAGCAAAGGCUUUUUAAGGAUCCAGCCUUCUACUAUGCCAAGGACCUCUGCUUCUCUCGACUGAUCUUCAUGUCAAUUCCAAUGCGGAGACAUCUGCACUACCGUCAUCUCUUCAACGACCAUAUGAUGCGACAGCACGAGUUCGGGUUAGUGAAUUACUGGAAGAGCCACAGUUUCUUCGACAUGGUAAGGCUUGGGAUAACACCUCUCAAGGACCUUAGUCAGCCUAAGGCGAAAAGUCCAAGCAUAGUUUUGGAUGAUAUCUCGUUGAUACUGAAACUUUAUGUGGCCGCCAUCGCGAUUAGUAUUAUGUGUUUCAUGUUGGAAAUAGCGACCGAAAAGUGGAGGCGAUGGCGUAAAUUCGAAAAUUAA